Messenger RNA from Recurvomyces mirabilis, 714 nucleotides. RefSeq lists its product as uncharacterized. The record is from RefSeq and is a predicted model, not a curated record. NCBI's taxonomy places the organism in Eukaryota, Fungi, Ascomycota, Dothideomycetes, Mycosphaerellales, Teratosphaeriaceae. The coding region runs from base 1 to 714 and encodes 237 amino acids. The transcript is spliced from 3 exons.
AUGACCCUCAACUCGCCACAAUCUCUCCUUCAGCUGUAUGGCUUGGCAACUUCACCCGAGUAUAACGGCGGCAAAGAUAACAAGGUGUGGACCGCUGAGCUCAUGCGUGAGGUCGGCUUGAAGUGUGUCGGGCUCAAUGGAGUUCCCCGAACGAUCAACUCGCUCGGUGCUUUCUUCGAAGGUCUACCACAAGAUGUACAAGCUGAGCUCAAGAAGCGCAAGCCACGGAGAAAUCUUAACACAGAAACAAUACCCCACACCCUCCAACGUGGAAAUGAUCUCUGGGAAUCAGUCUACCGCCCCUUCUCCUCCAAGCUAACAGCCAAACUCGCCCAAUCUCAUCCAGAUCUCCCGGUAUUCAUCAUCGAGGGCGAAUACGGUGCUCUUUUCUCUGAUCCGCGAUACCCAAGUGGCGACGACCCAAAUAUACCAAAUAUCGGCCGCGUACUGAUGAGCGUUCUAGCCGUCUCCGUACUUCGGUCGCAGACGGGUGUCGGUCCGCAGGUCGUCAGUCACCUUUUCGGUCUGAGAAAAGCUUAUGAAGAUGGAACCGCGGAUGCUGAACCGGAGGUGCAAGGUGGGAAGUGGCUGGCCAGUAAUGAGGGCGCUAUGUGGUUGCUUGAGUCGAUCGAUAAGAUCGUAGAGGCCAUUGGAGAUGGUCAGACCAGUUUUGCACCUGGAUAUGCAUCACAAACGCCAAAGGCCAAACUGUAG